AUGCAUAGCGCUUACAGCCAAACCGCAUCAGUGAAAUUGGCCAAAGGUGUAUCACCAGUGACAUCAUUAAGAGAAAAAGAAUUACAACAAAAUCAAAUCAAAAUUUUAGAUUCAAAUGCUUCUCCAAUUGAAACUGAUUCUGAAGUUCUUGUUAAAGAAAUUGAUGAUAUUGAUGAAGAUAAUACUUUUAUUACUUUUGAACAUUAG
Messenger RNA from Funneliformis mosseae, 207 nucleotides. The record is from the annotation of a GenBank genome assembly. NCBI's taxonomy places the organism in Eukaryota, Fungi, Glomeromycota, Glomeromycetes, Glomerales, Glomeraceae.